CUUUUUUCACGUCUCAAAUAUGAAAUAAUUAACUUUUUAAUUUUUAUUAUUAAUAAUAUACUGUCGGGUGUCAGUUGUGUUCCACAAUCACAAACUUUUUUUAUCGUUAUUUUUCACCCGUGAUUUCAAACUCUCUGUGGAAAAUAAUUAAUAUCAAUCAAACCUUUCAAUUUUAUACACAAAAUUAAUUAUUUCAAUUUAAAAAUGCAUAACAAGAAAAUGUAACAAUUUUGUAUCCUACUGGUGAGAUGUGCAUUUCUACUUAUAUAGCAUUGUCUAUGUUUAAUAAUAUGAUUAAGAUUUUUACAUUUUGUUUUUGAAAUUUGUUCAGCAUUAUUAGCAAAAGCUGUUAAAAAAUUAAUAUAAAAUAAUUACAUUAAGAUUUCUGUAAGAAAACUAAAUUCAUUAUUUAUUUAAUACAACGAUUAACAUGUAGAUUAAUCCCUAGAUAAUUGUUAGUUUUUGUUUUUUUAGUUAAUUCAACAUCAAAUUAACAAGAUAAUAAUAUAAGUCAAGAUGCCGUUAAUUCAACUAGACGUAAAAAUGUUACCAAUGAAAGUGCAUUACUUUUUGUUUUUGGGAGGUAAGUGAUUAUUAUACCGUAUUUUCAUAAUCUUUUAAAUUACUUUAUACCUGUAUAAUUUUUAAUGAUAACUUUUAGGUAUUUACCUUAAUUUCCUAAUUUUUGGUUCGCAUAAGUAACAUAAUAUGUAUAAUACAUAACCCAAUAUUUAAUUAUGUCACAUACUCUAGUAUAUAGGUAAGUUAUUUACCUAAUUAGAAGGGGAUCGUAUUAUUGAGUACCUAUUCCACAUUGAAUUUAUUUUAGGAUGGUAUCAAAUUGUUUAUUUAAGAACUCCUACUUUUAUUUUUAUAUUUUUUUUGAGUAUAAAAUAAAUAUAUUAUGAAAACAUUAGACGAGUUGGUUAAAAGGACAUAAGUUAUAAGUAUUCAAUUGUUAUUUAUAAUAAAAAAUCACAUUUGAUAAAUUGUAGAGCUCAGAAGUACUUAAUUUUUCUCUUGCCAUUUUUAGUUUUACAAUUUUUAUACAGUUUUCAUGUUUGAAGUAAAACUGGUUGAAAAUAAACUAUUUCUAUCCAGACAGUUGUUAAUCUUUUUAGUUUUGAAUUCUUCUUUACUUAAUUCAUAAACUUUAAUACAUUUUAUAUAUGUUUGUGAAAACAAAAUAUUUUAUGAAAAACUAUUCACAUUUGUAUACAAAUUAUACUUCUAAAUUUGCAAAUAAUAUAACUUGCAUAGUUAAAAAAAAAUAUACAUGUAUUUUUUUAUCAAGUAAAUGUUAUUAAGUAUAUCAAAUAAUUUUUUAAAUUUCAAUAUCACUUAACUAUCUUCUUACCACUUGAUGGUUUAACCUUUAAGUAUUUCAAACAAAAUACAUUUUUGUUUUUUAUAUUAUACACUUGAUUUUAAGUACUUUCGAUUUAAAAAAAAGUAUAGUUAUUGAAAUAUUCAGGUACUUAUAAUCUGAAAUUGUUUUUAAAUGGUGAAAAUGUAUCAUUGCUGAAUUAUGAAAAGUCAACAAAGGCAUAGCAUUAUGCUUUUAGUUUCACAAAUAUUUAAACAAUGUCAGAUAAAAAAAAAAGAAAUUCUUACCAAUCAUAAUAUAUUUCACAAUAAUAAAAAAUUAUUAAACUAAACAAGUUGUGUUGAAAUAUUUAUAUCAGUUUUAUUUUAUUAUUUUCUAUAAACAUGCAUGGUGUGAAACAGAGUGGUCCUACCUUUUGUAGUUAGCGGGCCAAUUUACACUUUCAUAAAAACACCGAGGGUCACCACCACAAAAAAAAAAAAAAAUGAUAUUAUUUAUUACAAACAUAUUUAAUGCACAAAUUAUUACAUUACAGACUAAUACUAACAUAUAAUUAUGAUGAUUAGGUUAUUUAUAUUUAGAAUUGAAAAACAGCAAUUGUGAAUAAUAUUCAUGCCAUUCAGGAAAACUUGCAGUCGUUAUUACUAGAUAAGGCGAUAAGACAGACUUCUGCGAUCUUAUACGUCAUAUUACAAUUUUGUUAUUGUAUUAUUGUGAUUUUUUUAAAUACAAGUCUUCUAGUGUGGGGAAGGGGGGAGCAAAAAAAGGCUUCAUGGUUUGCACGUGGACCACGAACCACGGUUAGACCACCCUGGUGUACAAUACAUAAAAUUAAAAUGAUUAUUAGAAUAAUGAUGCCACAAUGGAACAAUGUAUAAAAAAAACAAAUAAGCAUACUUUGUACAAUGAGUGGGCUAUUGUUUUAGAUGAUAGGGUAGAAGGGAAUGAAAAACGAUGUGGAGUAAAGUUCAACGAGACAUAUUUUGAAGUGUCUUAAUUUUUACGGUUCUGUCAAAAUUUGAUCUUAAAACGAUAAUGAAAGAAAAAAAACAUUACCCUCAAAUUUAUCUUUUAGACCACUAACUUAUAAUGUACUUAUAAUUUUAUUAACAGAUACCUAUCAAAUAUAAAUACAUUUAAAAACACACAAAUAUCAAUUACUUAUAAUUAGUCUACAAAGUGGUAGAAUGUUUAGGAAAUAUUACCACAUUUACAAAAGGCCAAUCUAAGUAUUUUGUGAAAACUACAGGUACUACUACAACUACCAUAUUUUCCAAGUUUUUCAUAAUUAUUAGGAAAACUAUACGAAAAACCUAAUAAUUUUUUUACUUACAAACUAGAUAAAAUUCUUUUAGAAAAUAUGCCGUUGAAAUUUAGAUACAAAAUUUCUGGUUGACAAUUGUAAUUUGAAAAAAAAAUCAUAUUUUGGGUUUUCUCAACUAUUAUAAAAAUUAUUUUAGAUCUCAAAAACGCUUUGUCCGGUGUUGGCUGAAUAUUAAAUUGAUUUUGUUAUUUUUCUUUAUUUUAAUUGAAGCAAUACUUCAGGUAGAAACUAUGUUCAAAAAAUUAAAAAACAAUGAAAUUGGUAACGCUAGUGUGUCGUAAAUACUUGUAGUUUUUCCCAAUUAUUUUGAAAAUUCUUUGGAAUAUUAAUAAACGCCUUCUCUUAAGCAUCAACUAGAGAAAAUUUCCCUUCAGAAUAGGUAUUAAACUCUAUACAUCAGAAGUUGUUUACAGACAGAAAAUAAGAAACUACACAUAGUAAAACUAGUAAAUCCCUUGUUACACUGUGAAUCAAAACAGUAAUAAAUAUAAUUUUUUUUUUUAAGAAUAUAUAUAUAUAUAUACAACUGUAUCAUAAUAGAUAUAAAUGGCUAAGAGGUUAAUUCACAAUGUUUAAGUACCAAAGUCAAAUGUUCAAUGAACGAAUAAUAAGUAACAAUAUAUGCAUUCAAACAAUUAAAACUCAGUAAAUACCAUCUGGUUGAUUAAUAAUUAUUCAUAAAAUCAAACUGUUUUAAUUAUUUGUCUGCUGAUCACUGAUUAUAUAAUUUUAAUUAUAAUACAUUUUUUACAUAAAUAAAAAAGUUUUGUAUGACAGGAAUUUAUUUUCUAUUGAUAUAAAUGAGGAAAAAACCAAUAAUUAUUAUGUAAAAUACUUAAAACAAUAGAGUAUAUUUGAAAUUAAUUCCAAUACAUUUUUCAGUAUAAUAUGCUCUCGGUAAAAAUAGAGUUAUUCAUCAACUAAAGGGCGAAAACUGCCAUCUUUAGACCAAACAUAUCUUAAAAUUAUUUUGAAUUGUGCCAUUUCAUGUCCAAAAAGUUUCUGAAAAUAAAAUAAAAUAGUAUCAAUAAUAAUAUGUAGGUAUUUUAUAAUCAGUUAAAAUUAAUUUACAAGUAAUCUAGAUUGUUCGGGUGUGAGAAUGGCUCCUUCUUUACAUAUUGUAUGAUCUUUUAGAACUUGAAUGAUACCGCGCUGUAAACUUGUUGGCAAACCAAGUUGUCUUAGUGCAGGUUCCAUCGAAUGAAUAAACGUGUCUGGUAGAGGUCCUUCAUUCAAUGUUACUGUAUAAGCGGCUUUGGUACCUGCCCUGGGAAAUUCUGGUUCUGAAUAAUUAUCAAACCACCUAAACAUUGUUUAUAUUAUAUUAUUAAAUACUAAAAAGAAAAUACUCAAAAUACAAUAAAAAAAUAUCUUACUUAAUAACAUCAUCAACUGGUUUGUUUGUAAAUAAUAAUCCACAUUGGCCUUCAAUUUUUGUAGCCAAUUUAUGCAAAUUAUUUUGAAUUUCCUCUUGGGCUGAUUUUCCAAGAGCAUACGCCAUCACUUUAUUUUUACCAAAAAAAAAUCUAAAAAAAAUAAAUAUGCAAUAUUUAAAAAUAAUUUUACCUAGAUAUUGCAUAAAUACUAGACUAUUGUUUAUACAUUUGGAUCGAAAAUUACCUACUAUCCUUCCAUUCAUUUCGAACAUUUUUUAAUUUUCCAUUUCUCAUAUUAUCUGUAUAGAAGACAAAUAUAUGUUCAUAUUUAUCGACAGCUUCACGAAGAUUUUCCAUUAUAGAUUGCUUUAAUUUAGAACCCAAUUUGGUUGUCUUGGUUAAUGAAACUAAAAUUUAAAAUAGAUUAUUAAUAUAUAAUUUGACACAAAUUGUACUGUUUGUAGAAGAUAAAUUGAUUUAACACAAAUUGAUAGAUAAAUUGUUGAUAGAUUAUUGAAUUUGUAUUUAGGCAAUCAGGAUAAAUAUAUAUUUUUUUGAAUAUUUAAAUCAUAAUUUUCUCAAACUAGGUAGGCAUUAGACUCUAUCUCAUAAAUAUAAAUAAACUGUUUAUAGGUAAAUUGAUGACUUUGAUUUCUCCAUUUUAAAAGAAUUACUUACUUUUUUUAUCUCUCUUUGAUCUAGGCAUGGUUCUGAUUUACUUUCAAAUACAGCUUAAGGAAAAAUGAAACUCAAACACAGUUUCAAAAUAAAUAUUUAAAUAUCUAGUUUUAAAUUAAGCACUUCAAUAUAUUGAAUUAUGAAAAGGUUUGUUAUGGUUAAGUGAUAACAUAACCUUAAAUUGUUAUCCAAGUACAUGUGGAUGGAGUACGAUAAACUAUCGAUGGCGAUUGUUGAGUUAUUUUUUAAAAUUUUUAACAACUAUUAUCAUUUUAUCAAUUCAUUAUCUAUAUUACCUCAGACCUAUGGAUAGAGCUAUUGAUUAAAUAUUUAAAGUAUAUUUAACUAAUGGGAGUUGGGACAAAUGCGCGUGCGUAAAAUUGAUAUCACACGCAAUUGAUCGAAUUCACGUAAUUACGUGUGACGUACCUACCAUCACUGCCUGGUGAUAUACGAUUUAUACGAUAAAUAUGCGACGAGUACUGAUACGGAUGCGCAAUGUACAUCAGUCCCUUAGCACUCGUUAAUAAUGAUGUCUUCAACUCGUAAUACGCGUUAAUCAUGCAGUAGCUCUAUCCAUAGUAUAUGAUCUAAGUAUAUUACUAUCACAGUAUCACGGCAUCACGGUUCUAUCUAUAACCGUGAUUAUUAUAUUACUCUGACCAGUGACCAUAGAUGUAAAAAAAAAAUUAACUCAACACUCAAGAGUCAACGUAGUUAUAUUAUCUAAAUAUAACUACCAUGUAUUAGUUGUAUGUUUGUAUUUUUCUAACGUUUCUGUGAUUUUGACACUGUUUAGAUUCCAAGUGUAGCAAAUAAUGUAGUGGUUUUACAAAGAUUUUUUAUUGUGUACAAAAAUUCUGCUAAAAAUCUUGCUCCGAUAUAUCAAAAACAGCAGUUUUUUUUCUGAAACGGAAUUUUCCUGGAGUGUUACUUUAAGGAGUCAUUUAUUAUUUUUCCAGGAGUUUUCCCAAUAAAUUGGAAAACCAGAAAAUGUUCGAAAAUAAUGCUUUUAUUAUUUUCAAUUUUAAUUUUGUGAAAAAUAUUUGUAGACUUGCAAUUUUAACUGAAACUUUAUAUUUUUAUAUUCUAUACUUUAAACUUUAUAUUUUCAAAACAUUUGUGCCAUUUUUGAACUAAUUAUAAACAUUUUAAUUUGGCGAGUUUUUUUUUACGAAAUAGGUAUUUAUUCGGUAGCACUCUAUAAAUACAAUUGUUAGACCAAACAGAAAUGCUUGAGGUUCAUUAUCAGUUGUACUUAGUAGUUAACAAGAAAAAGUUAAGUUUAAUGUAAUAUUAUAUUUUUUUUUCAAUAAAAAUUUUAAUAUCGAAUUUUGACGAAAAUCGUAAAUAUUAUGCCUUUUAAACAUAUAUAACCAAACAACUCUUAGAAUCGUUUUUCAUUAAUUAAUCGUUGAGUACAGAUAUAUAUUAAAUUCUCCUUUAUAUCCCACCUUCCCAACUUCUCACUUACAGAAGUUGCAACAUUUUUAAAAGUGGUUUAUUAACAAAAAAUCCGAUUUGAUGACAAUUUUAAAUUCAUUUUUUCUUAAAUUUUUUUUUUAAAUAGCCAUUGUUUUACCUGUACAGUUUUUUGUAGUAUGUUUAAAAACAAUUUGAGUUGUAGCUUGUUAAAUUCUUGAUUAUCUUGAAAUUUAAAAUAAAGUACCACAGAGAUUGCAUUCAUCUUAAUCAAACUUUAUUAUAAUUAAAUCAAAAUGCUCUUACUUUGUAGAUUUAUAGGUUUUUAUUAUACCAAUAAUUUGUUUUCAAAUUGUAUUAACUAACAUAAAAACACAUUUUAAAAAAUAUUAAUGAUUAGAUGUCGAGAUCUUCAUGGAAACAUAAAUAAUAAAUUUUGUAGUUUCUAAAAUCCAAUUUUUGCAUCAUUUUAAUGUUUCUUUUAAAUACUAUCUUGUAGUUUUAAUUAAAAUCUAUAUUUUUAAGAUUCUAACAUAUAACAAUUCAAAAAUUUUGUUAAUAAUAACUCCAUGUUUUAACAAUUAGUUAAAUAUUUAAAUAGUGGUGUUAUUUGAUAGAUUUUAUCAAAUAAAUUAUAAUUUAUUUUAUUCAUUGUUUUAUUUGUUAUUCAUAUCUGUAUGUGAACUGUUUGAAUGAAAUUAAAAUAAGAUGUUAAAUUUGUUAUACCUAUAUAAUACAUUUUGGGAUAAUAUGUAUUUGGAUUUAAUAAUUUUCACUAUAUAUUUUUUUAGAAUAUUGAUAUUUCCUAAGUUUUUUCCAUUAUACUUGCAUACUUAUUUCAUACAUUGCUAAUAUUUGAAUAUUUUAAUUAAAUUCUGUAUACUAUUUUGCUAACAUAACGUUUUAAUAAUUAUCUACUUAUAGUUAUUUUUGAUUUUAUUUUCAGGUGUUGCCCCUAUGACAUCAUUUUUACCAACCAUAGCCAAACAGUUGGGCUAUUCUGCAAUGGUUGUGGGUGUUAUUUUUGGUAUUUUACCGAUUUUAAGUUUAAUAACUAAACCUAUUGUUGGUGCGAUUGUUGACCAAUUUCGGGUUAAGAAAACAAUAUUUUUAUCUUUCAUAUUAUUAGCCAGUUUUACUGCAUUUGCUCUAUUGUUUGUUCCUGAUAUACCUUUGCAAAAUACAAUAGAAUUAAACUGUCAUGAUGUAACAUAUUUAAACUUUUGUCCUAAAAACAACCAACCUUUGUCAAAAUGUGAAGCUGAUCGAGUUAUGGCCAAUUUGAAUAAAGGUUUAAUUGGAUGUGAAGUAAAUAUUAAUAAUUCUAUUUUAAAUGUAUCCAUUGUAAUUGAUUGAUUUUAUUAAUUUUAAAUUAUUAUUUUUAGCUAAACUGUGAUAACAGUGAUAAUUUUCGAAAUGAGCUGUGCAAAAAUUGGAAAUUUAAUGAGUAUUGCCCUGUACCUAAUACAUCUAACAACAUUGAUUUUAGUGAACCAAACAAUUUACAAAAUGUGAUUUCCAAGGGAAACAAGAAAUACUAUAAUGAUGAUCAUGUUUACUUAUUUGCUGACAUACUAAUGAAUCAUACUGAUCAUGUAAAUUAAUACUAUUAUAUGUUUUUUCUAAAGAUAUUUACUGUGCUAUAUUACAUUUUAUUAAUACUCAUUAUUAUGUAUAGAUUAGUAAUUGUUUUUACUUCAGAAUAUCCUACGCUCGAUUCUAUUUUAAUAGUUCUGAAACAAUAAAUCACACGCCAGUCUGCAUGCAACCGAUAAAAUCACAAUGCCAAAUUCAAUGCUCUAGUGAACUAAUUACGGAUUUAAUGACAUCUCUAACAUAUAAUGGAAGUGUCUUAGAAUUAAGUCAAUUCUGGAUAUUUUUUCUACUUAUCAGUUUGUUUUGGAUUAGUCAAGCUGCUAUUUAUAGCCUUAGUGAUUCUAUUUGUUUUGAUCAACUUGGUAAGAAUUUUUUUAAAUAAUAUUUUAAUGGAAUACAAUAAUGUAUUUAUUUAAUAGGUAACAAGCCUAAUCUUUAUGGCAAACAAAGAUGUUGGGGUGCUGUUGGAUGGGGUGUUUUUUCUAUAUUUGCUGGAUGGAUAGUAGAUAUCUUUAGUUCCAGCGAAGUAAAUAAAAAUUAUUUACCAAUACACUAUUUAUGUUUAGUGACAUUACUUUGCAACUUUUUCACUUCAUCAAAACUUAAGGUAAUUUUUUUCUUAAUUUGAAUUUUUAAAUUUAUAUUUAUAUAAAUUUCAUUUAAUAGAUUCCUGAAACAAAAAUAUCAACAAAUAUUUGUAAAGAUAUUGGAAAACUGUUGUUGGAAGUUAAGGUAAUAGGAUUUCUUAUUUGGGCAGUAAUAUUUGGUAUUUGUACAUCAAUGAUUUGGAAUUUUCUUUUUUGGUAAGUUUACAUACAUAUUAGGAUGGACCAAAAAAAAAAAAUGUUUAUAUUCAAUUGCUUUGCUCAAUUAGUAUGUUGUUUCUGAGGGUAUAUAACAGUUUAUAAGUAUAGGUUUCACUCAAUUCCAAAAGAAAAAUAGUUGAGAAAAACUAUGAUGAAGUAAUAACAAUCAAUACCAAUAAUAUAAAAGUUGAGAAAAACUAAGAAUAAGUACUAAAAAUUAAUGAACAUGUACAAUUACAACAAUAAAUAAAUUUAAGACAAUUUAGAAAUAAACUGAGAUUAUUAAUAAUAUUAAAUUAAUUAAUUUUUAAUUUGAAAUAUGUAAAUUUAAAUUUUGACAGAUUCUUUUUUUGAUAAAAAAUUUUGUUGCAUGUGGAACAUUCAUCCUAUGCAACUUUACAACCUGCAACAUGUUGUUUUUGUUUUUCUUCUUUAUAGAGUUAAAUUUUUGAGCCAUGUCAACACCCCUCUCUGUAAAAUUAUUCACCACCACCCAACAUUGAACAAUCUCUCGAGCUUUGGUGAACUCAGAAUUACCAUUCCACAUAUUUGGAUCUUCUUUGAAUAAUUCCAGUCGGAUAAUUUUUUUUUUGCAAUCAUUUACUUUUCCAGCUGAAUGCGAUCGGGGAAAUCAACAGUAUGACUAUUUUUUAUUUUAUUUCCAAGUGAAAUAUGGGAAUUGAAAAAUGAUAAUCCUGAUAACCAUUCACUGAAAUUCUAUUACUGUCCUGAACAUUUUUUAACGCCACUUCUCCUAUUUUUUUUAUUAAUACUAUUAUAUUGCAUUAGUAUUUAUUAUCAUUAUUAUUUCUUUUAGCUCUAAGUGGGGUCCUGUAACACUGGACUGCACACUGUAGUUGCAAAUUAAUAAAUUAUUGUUUUUAAUUUAUCUCAAUUUUUUUCUCAAGUUUAUAAGUUAUUUUUUUCGUUUUCAAAUUUAGAAAAAUUUGGCAAAUACAUAUAUAGCUCAUUUAGUAAAUUUUAUGAGGAAUGUGUUAAAAAUAGUUUAAACCCCUACAAAAAAUAUUUUGGAGUUUUAUUAAAGGUUGGUUUUUUAAUAAUUAUUGAAAGUGUCGGUUUCCAACAUUUAAGAAUUUGUUAAUAAUUGUUCUUUUUAUAUAAAAAAAAAAAAAUAUAGAUAUAUAAAUCUAUUCAUGCUCUUUAUUUUUUAUAAAAACAAAUUGUUGAAAAAAUUAUUGUUCAAUACUUAAAAUAAUUAAAAACUAAAAAAACAACAUUUUUUUCAUAUAAGGGCUGCUUUUCAACCUCUAAAUAUCAUCCAAAAAUUAUGAAAAAAUUUGAAAAAUUGUUAUAUAUCUUCAAAAAUAACAUACUAUAACAACACAUAGAAAUCAAACAAAAAAAAAAUUUUUUGGUUCACCCUAGUACUCAUGUUUGAAUUAAACCUUAUUAUAAAUUGUUAGUAAAAUAAAAUAGUCCUAACCGGUUUUUAAUAUAAUAUAUUUAUAUUGUAUUUUAGGUAUGUAGAAGAUGUAGCUUCGAUGUAUGAAUGCAGCACUCAAGGUUGGAUUAAAACAUUACAAGGCUUAAUAAUGGGCGUCCAGUGUUUUGGCGGUGAAGUGCCAUUUUUUUUCUGGUCGGGUCCUAUAAUAAAACGUUUAGGUCACUUGAACUGUAUGUCUCUUGUUCUGGGAGUUUUUGCUCUCAGAUUUUUCGCCUACUCAAUUUUAACAGAACCAAUAUGGGUACUCUUUAUUGAGCUAUCUAAUGGAAUUACUUUUGGGUUAGGGUACGCUGUACUCAUGUCAUAUGCUAGUGUUAUAGCGUUACCGGGAACUGAAAGUACUAUGAUAGGACUUGUUGGUGGAGUUUUCGAAGGUAUUGGUAAGUAAAUUCUGAGAUAAAUUAUUUAUUUAAAUUGUAUAUAAUGUACAGCAGUUAUAAUAUGUUUAAGAAAUUUUUGUUAUAGGUGUAUCUAUGGGCAGUUUUCUAGGUGGAUAUUUAUUCAAAGUAUAUCAAGGUGCUCAAACAUUCAGACUAUAUGCAUACGGUUCUGCAUUAAUGUGUACAAUUCAUUUAUUGUAUCAAUAUGUACUGAAAUCUAAUGGAAAGUUAAGCUUACCUAGUAAGUAGAAUUGUAAUAUCAAAAUUUAACUUAAAAUUAGCUAGUUCUAAUAGCAGAACCUUAAAAAUAUUUGAAAGUAGAUCCCAAUUCAGAUGCUUUAUUUUAAAAACUAUAAACAACUGAAGCCUCUGUUAAUUAAAAUGGUGAUGUUUGGUUUUAAAAUGUUUAAAAUAAAACACUGAUUAUAAAUUGUAAUUACAAUCUUUAUUUAGAGAUAAUUUUAUUUGCCCUCAGAUAACAUAAUACACAUAGGUAACUCAAAUAACUAAUGAAAGAUUUUUAAGCCAUUAGACUGUAGUUCCAACUGAAAAUAACUGGUUAUAGAAUCGAACUAUUGGGUAUUUCAUAUUUAGGUAAAAUUGUGCAAAUAUAAAUAACUAUAUUAUAAUAACAAUAAUUUUAUUUACAGAAAUUAAUUUCAAAAUUAAAAAAAAUAAAUUGACAGUGUAUAUGGUAAUGUUGUAAGAAAUAAUCUAUUAAUAUUAAAUAAUAAAACUAAAUUGAACAUUUAAAUUAUCAUACUAAUGAAUUGUUAUUACUAACUUAGAAACAUAAAUUAAACAAUGAGAAAAUAGUAAUAAUAAGUAAUUAUAUCGUAAUAUGUAAAAUUAUAUGAGUCUAAAUGAAGCAUAUAAGUACAUAAGUACUCUGUAUUUCAUUUAAUAAUACACACAAGUUAAAAAUAAAAAUACUAACUUGCUUUAUUGAAGAAUUUUUAAUAUAUGGUUUAUUUUCCUUGUAUUUAUAGGCUUUUAAUUUUUAAAUUAUUAUAACGCUAACAAUUAUUAUAACACGUUCAAUUAUUUUUAAAACAAUAUAAUAUAAUAUUGUAUAUUACAAUAAUUUCACUCUGUUUAUUUAUACAAUUAUUAUUAAAUCGCAUACAAACCAUUGAAUUUCACAUAAAACAACAAAAUUAUCACGAGUUCAAACUUUGAAAGUCAAUAAUAAGAGUGCAUUCAAUUAUUUUUACAGAAUUAUUGUAUAUUAUUACUAAUUAGUAUAUAAUAUGAUUCAAUAAGUACUCAUUCUUAAAUUUAAUUAUUUAUAUUAUACAGUUUUUUAUUUGAUAUCAAUGAUAUUCAAUAUUCAAUGCAAAAGUUUUCAAUAAUUGACUCGUGAUGUUUCUGCGACCAUUCACAUAAUACAUAUGUAUAUUACAAUAAUUGUAAUAUAUUUUAUUAUUAGAAAACUUAUAAAGUAAAUUUUUAUAAACAUUUGUUUUUCCAGGUUUUGUAAGUGGCUCAACAGAAUAUGCAAGUCCAAAUGAAGCUAUUCACAUGUUGAGUGAUAAUUAAUUUACAUCUCUCUCAACGUUCCUACUUUUUUGUUUUAUCUCAUAAUUUAAACAAAUUAAAGGGAUGAAAUACUUAAUUUAUAUCAAAAUGAACCUAAUCUACUUUUAUACAAUAUUAUUAUUGGGUUAUUAUAAACUUAUUGGAUUGGGUGAAUAUUGAAUUUUUUUAAAUUUAAGUAUUGUUGUACAAAUGUUGAAAUAUCAUUAUUGAUAGUUAAUUAAUUCAUUUAUUUAUUUAGAUGUAAGAAAAAAAAGUAUCUGGACAAAAUAUACUGAAGUAAAGUAUCUGUGAAAUAUACAGCAUUAAUUCUGUUAUUGUCUUCGUAUUCCAAAGAUAUACUAUGUAUUUGCUUAAAUUAAUAAGGAAUAUAUGUCUUUUAUAUUAACAGUUUGUAAUGUAUACAAAUAUGUUAAGCUAUGUACAUAUUUAUAAACAACAUACAUACAUCAUUUGAUAACCGAUGGAACAUGUAAACUCCAUUGGGUCUCUCCUUAUAUAGUGUUUUGUUGUAUGAGUAUUUUUUGCGUGCACUUUCCUUUAUAUAUGAAUCUGAAAAAUAUUUUUUUUUUGAAGUUAUAUUGUUUUCUUUUGUUUGAAUAUAUUUUAUUUAAAUUAUAUAGGUAUUGUAGUUUAAAUUAAAAGUAUUGAUCUGACCUGUUAACUUAUUGUUUAUCGUUUAUACAUUUUGUCCAAAUGCUUUUUAUAAUGUUUUAAUAUUUUUAAUUUAAGUUUUUAUAGGUAGGUAAUUAUUUUAUUUUUGUCUAAACUAUAAAAUAACAAAUUAUUUUAUACAAACAUUUUUAAUAAUUUAUAAGUCCACAAUUAAUUAUAAACAUUACAGAUUUGUUUUUUAUUCUAUAAAUUUGUAUUAAAAUUACGUUUGAUAAUGCAGAAAUAGAUAAUGUGAUUUGUAAAUCAAGAUCUUACUGAAUAAUGUUUAUUCAUUAUCACAGUCUAUGCAAUUCUUGAACAAACUUCUUCUUAUUACCUAUUUCCCUAUUGUCAGUAUAAAUUAAUAACAAUUUUACAUUUUUAAGGGAAGUCUAUCAAGUAAAGCUUUAAUAAGAAUAAAAAAAAAUUAAUUAUAUUUAUAAAAAAAUAAAACUCCUUAUUAAAUAUAUUUUAUAUUAGUUUCAGUAUUUUUUUUAUUUUACUACAAUUUUUAUAAAAAUUAUAAUGGAAAAUUUGAACUAUUUAGAACAAAACUGAGCAUUUUUUGUUACACUCAAAAGUAUUAUUCAGGACAAAAAAAAAUAGUUAAAAAUACCUCGCUCUAAAAACUAAAAUUGUGCAACAAGAAUAUUUUAAUAGUUUUUAUAUGUUGUAAUUUGUUUAUUGAUAUUAUUUUAGUAUCUAUAGUAUUAUAUUUACAAAUACCAAUUAUUAAUACAUAUUAUUAUAGUUAUAUUAAUGUUUAUUGUGUUAUAAUUAAAAAUUGCCUAUAUUUAAUUUAAAUGUUAUUCUACAGUUAUUUUAUUAUUUUUUAACAACCUGUCAAUUAUUUAAUAACAAUACUACUUAAAUUUUUUUAAUCAUUCAGUAUUCACCCAAAAAGAUUAAUUAUUAAGUUUAAUUUAUAGUUUUAAUGUUCAUGAUUUGUUUGUAUACUAUUAUUUUUUUCUAUUUUGUAAAAUGUAAAUUGUUGUAGUUGUGGUUUAAAACGGUGCUAUUGAAAAUGUCUGUAAUUCACUGGAAUCAUGGAAUCAUUAAAUAUUUACAGGGGUAUUUAAAAGACAAACACAAAGUUAAUUUGUAUUUAUUUAUAAUUUAAUAAUUACUUUUGAUUGAUUUAAGUAACCUAUUAAAACUUAGGUGUUUGAGUAUUUUUGGUGAUAUAUUUUUGGUGAUAUAAAAUGUAAUUUGAACACACAAUAAUCAGUAUAGAAACCUAUAUUUUAUGUUUAUGAUACAUUUUGUUCUUUAGUAUUUAAUGUUAUUUUUGAAUAAUAAUAAAAAAGUCUAUGAUGAAAGUUAUGUUAGCAAUUACUGUACUUUUGAAAGACAUUUUGUAAAUCCUAGUGAAAUAUAGAUGAUUUAGUGUUACAAUUUAAAAAAAUUACAGGGCCUCUCAAACUACUCCUACAAUUUAAUUGUUGAACAUUUAUAUUAUGUACCUGUUUAAUUAAAAAUAAUUUUUAAAUGAAUAUUCAAAUAUUUCAC
Cinara cedri is the source of this 14073-nucleotide messenger RNA. Lineage: Eukaryota; Metazoa; Arthropoda; Insecta; Hemiptera; Aphididae. The record is from the annotation of a GenBank genome assembly.